This is a messenger RNA of Nematostella vectensis (starlet sea anemone), 1189 nucleotides long. RefSeq lists its product as uncharacterized. Bases 189 to 1034 code for a protein of 281 amino acids. The record is from RefSeq and is a predicted model, not a curated record. The transcript has 8 exons. NCBI's taxonomy places the organism in Eukaryota, Metazoa, Cnidaria, Anthozoa, Actiniaria, Edwardsiidae. Gene Ontology annotation, molecular function: protein binding.
UAGCUCUUUUGAAAUAACUCAGCUGGAAAAUCCCAUUCUGGUUUGAGAUGCUCAUGUCUAUCAUAAUCGUCACAACAAUACCACUGAUGCAAAUCACUUUUGCUAAACACUAAACUUUGCCUCAACAUAAGCUUUCGUCCAGUUCACAGUUAGCAUGGUUAUCUAAACAUUUUUUGGAGUAGAAUAAAAUGAGGGACUUUAGCAGCGAACCGAGAAGCACUCAAAACGGUAUUAUUAAUCAAGCGUUCUCGAAGAGUGAGGAAAAUAUAAUUGAAUCAAAAAUAAGAUGUCUCCAUUCAACACUCGACCUUAGUGCGCCAGAAAUUCAAUGCAGCAAUGACAAAAGAGGAAAACAAGCGACUUUCACCGUCAAAAUAAACCAAGGUAUUUGUGGGAAAAUAGGAAUCAAACUGGUACGUGGGAUGUGCCAAAUCGACGAAGAGAGAAGUCCAGACGAGAAUGGGAUAUUUGUGCAAUGCGUAAGGCCAGGAAGCCCAUCAGAAGGAAAACUUAUGCCCAAAGACCGGAUAAUAGCAAUUAAUGGUGUCGAUUUGACAAAUCUGUCUCUUCGUACCGCUGAACAACAUUUAAAGAAAUCUGCUGCCAGCAGGCGACACGUCACUUUAACUGUAGAGAGAUCAGAAAGCAACAGAGUGCAGUGUCAGACAUCAACAGAGAGCUACAACCCACCAGAGAUAAAUCUUAAACAGCAUUGGCUACAAGAGCUCGAGGCCGUGUUUAAUGUCUACGCAUCACAUGACCACAUGCGAAAAAGAGACUUUUUCAAGGCACUUCGUCUGUUUGGCUACGAGCUACCCGAGCCGGAAGUGCAUUUGUACAUGGCCGAUCUCGGACUGCUGGGUUCCAGAAAGUUGACAUUCCAAGACUUUGUAAAACUGAUGUCAGAGGUUGUGACCGAAGAGGAACAUGGUAGAGAAUUGAUGGAGAUAUUCGGGAUGCACCAGGUUAACGGCAGGGGCGCGUCAUGUGAGUGCGGUGACAUGGAAAGGACUACCGAGCACUCGUAUGCAUGACGACACCAGAAAACCCGGCAACCAAUCAAGAGUCGAGUUUUCCUUUAGAACAGACGAGAGAGUAAAAACAGAGAGUAAACAAAUAAAAAUCCCUUAUAAUUCUAUGAAAGAUUUCCUAUGAAUUGAAAUUUAAAAUAAAUAAAUCAAAAUAUAAA